Molecule: messenger RNA, 2502 nt
Organism: Dujonia railenensis
Lineage: Eukaryota; Fungi; Ascomycota; Pichiomycetes; Serinales; Debaryomycetaceae
Source: the annotation of a GenBank genome assembly
AUGAUUCGACAUUUUCCCUUUACUCAAACGUACAAAAACCUUGCAUUCAACUUAAAGAACUUCAAACCCUCUUCGCAUAGACCUUCGUUCAAGUCGGUCAACCACCCAUUUAUGCCCAAUUCACAACUCCAAGACUCCCUGUAUGCCAAGUGGAUAGUGGAGGCAUCUUCAAAGUUACCGGGACGCAUAAUACACCAUAUGAAGACACAAAAGAAGCCGACGCGGAAGACCUCGUCUUUGGUGGAUCCAUACCCACAGGUAGGUGGCUACCAUGGCAUUGAGAACAGCAGUGACAACAGUGGACUGUACUACUAUAUUCCUAGUGAUUACACUAUAGACGAUAUCCAGAAGCCAAAUAGCAUAUCAGAAACAAUUUUAAUGGCAUUUGAAGAGGGAAAUCUACCCAAAGUAGCGGCAUUGUUACAGUCACACAAGGACUCAUCUCCGGGGAUAAUCAUAGAGCCCGAUUUGGUCAGUAUCAUAGUUAAACUCACCCUCAGUGAGAUACCACUCCCAGAUUUCCAUGUUUCGGAUUUGCAGGUGGAAGUACCGAUGUAUAGGAAGCAUUUACACGCCCUGCAGACGGACUCUCUAUUCUACUCAUUCAUUUACGAACGAAUACCAUGUCUAUACAAGAUAUGUAAAACGUACGAGCGGGUGAUGUUCAACGAUCGUGAUUUUCAGGAAUAUUAUACAUGGUUGUGCUUCCAUCAAAAUGACAGGGAGACAUUGAAUCUCCUUACCAGAGCUUACCUCAAACAGCAAGAAGACUGCGAUUCCAAGGUUCUCGCCUACGCUGUCUGUUCUCAUUUAAUGAACUAUGAUACCGUGACAGCUAUGGACAUCUAUAGUGAGAUAUUAUCCAGCAGCAAAGAUUUAGAUAGUGUGUUCUUGGAACUGGUGCUUCAACUGGCCAUUCAGUUCGACAGUUUGUUUGAGCACAUUCAAAAGAUUUCACAGAUGUGGAUCAAUACUAAUCGUAAAUUGCUGCCGAAGAGUGCUGCAUUGAUACUCAAAGUCAACAAAAGGUAUCUCGGAGACGAAAAAGCAGUCAAUGACUCCCACAUUCUUCCACUUUCCCAACAUUACAUGGUUAGAACACAACUUUUGAAAAAUCGAAUCUUAAGUAGAUAUCCCACUCAUUCGUAUAAGCCAAUAUUGGAAGAAGACAUUAUAGAAAUCAACGAGAUAGCGAAGAAUCUUAGUGAGAAGGAGGGAGAUAUCGCUUCAUUAAAGAACUUUUACUAUCAAUUGAUGAAGUUCUUCGGUCAGAGAAAACAUAUGAAUAUGGUCCUCUUCGUUCUGCACAAGAUGAAGAAAGAUCAAAUUAGUAUCGAUGAAGAUUUCGUGAAGAUCAUUCUGAAAUUUUACUCCAGAUCUGAAAAAUUCAUGAACUUAUUAGAAUUUUUGGAAUUUUCAGCACAAAGAGGGGUACCCUUCAAUAGACAGUACGUGACUGAUAUAUAUGAAGGGUUUGUAAAGACAUACCCCUAUUAUGGAGGUGAGUUUGAUCUCAAGUAUAAAAGUUGGGCAGCCCUGAAGCCAGAAGAAAUUACGGCCCUAGACUGUCUGGUAAUUUCCACUAAGUCAAGUUUGACUCCCUUCAAUCCUAAAGUAAGACAUGUCUUGGAUCCCUUCAAAUACGAUCUCAAUAAAUGGACUUACCCUCUUACCGACAGAUCAGCUGACUCACAAUUACAAUACAGAUUCAACCAGGGGUUCCCUGAAUUAUCCAUGAAAGGUGUAAAACCAGAUUUCCGAUUGAUCAAAGAGUCGUAUGAGAAUCUCCCAAGAAAUGAAAGACAUCGCAUUUUAGACAUCAUGAAACGGACAAGGACAGACUCUCCAAAGAAAAUCCUUGCUGUGAGUAGAUUGAAUAAGGACAAAUAUACAAAGAAAUAUUUGAGUGAUUUCAUCAAGAAUGAAGGAAAUGGACUAGAUGCACAGAAUAGAUUGAAUAUUCUGUCGUUAUUGAUGAAUAAGGGAUUAGGCAAAUUAUCCACGAAACUAUUAGAUUCAAUAAAAUUAGAGGAAUUGAACGAUAGAGGGUACAUGAUCAGAUUACAAAAAUUACUUAGAUUAAACAUAGCAACUUUCCAACUAAGGAAAUUUGUUUUCAAUAUUGACGAAUUUCCUAUUAAUGAAGUGGUAUUAAGUCCCUACAUUUACGAUAAAUGCUGCAUUUUAGAAAAUUUAUUGGUGAAACAAAUGGUAAAACAGAAUAUGAAAAUGAAAGCAGAAUUAAUGGAAGAAGAAAAAACGGACAUCUUGACUAUAGUGGACAGUGAUGGUAAAUUAGUCGAAUGUAAAUUAGUUGAAGUCCCAGAUGAGCCUAUGGCUGUGCAAAUGGAAAGGGCUCUAGCAAGAUUGCAGAGCUUCAUAGCAGAUAUUCAACUUCGUUUAGAUAGCGACAAGUUGGAAAUUGGACAAAAGAUUGAAGAAACUUUCAAUUUUUUGAACAAGUGGAUGAAGGAGAACAAUAAUGAUGAGAGGAAGGUGUAA